Messenger RNA from Telopea speciosissima, 646 nucleotides. RefSeq names its product CST complex subunit TEN1. The coding region runs from base 105 to 482 and encodes 125 amino acids. The record is from RefSeq and is a predicted model, not a curated record. Gene Ontology annotation, molecular function: telomerase inhibitor activity; telomeric repeat DNA binding; single-stranded DNA binding. Gene Ontology annotation, cellular component: CST complex. Gene Ontology annotation, biological process: negative regulation of telomere maintenance via telomerase. NCBI's taxonomy places the organism in Eukaryota, Viridiplantae, Streptophyta, Magnoliopsida, Proteales, Proteaceae. The transcript is spliced from 3 exons.
AUCCUAUAUUUUCCAUUCUUUCUGAUCAACUUCUAUUGUGACAUCUGGUAUGUGAUUCUCAAUUUUGCAGGAAAUCAAGUGAUUCUUUAGGUUGAUCUGGUUCAAUGGCAUCUUCCGCGAUAAAACCUGGCAUUUUGGUUUCUUUGCAGGAUUUACAUCCAUCUUCUCCAUUCUUUAAGCAAGGGGUUUCCCUUCGAGUUACUGGAAAACUUCAGGGUUACUCUGUAGAUACUGCAAUUGCCAUAAUCAGUGAUGGAAAUUUCAGCCUAAAGAUCAACACACAACACCUGAGGAACCUCAACCUUAGACUUGGAUCCAUCUAUCAGUUCAUUGGAGAGCUCUUCAUAGAAUCUAAUGAUGAGGCCACCGUGCAAGCACGUGUAGGUAGGAACGUAGAUGGCAUUGAUCUCAGUCUUUACAGUCAAUCUCUGCAGCUGUUGAGAAAGUUUCAAGCUGACCACUUGAAUGAUCAGAAUGCUUAAUAACCAACAUUUCUUGUCCAGAGGGAUACUUGAGAAACAAACUAGUUUAUCAAGGUAACUGAUUCUAGCUUGGUGUAGCGGUCACACAUGACAUAAUGGUUUGCCAUGGGCUUGGUGCUGUCAAUUACUGUCGAAUGCGAACCAAACCCAAUCCCCUCCCCUUC